Molecule: messenger RNA, 3246 nt
Organism: Pseudogymnoascus destructans
Lineage: Eukaryota; Fungi; Ascomycota; Leotiomycetes; Thelebolales; Thelebolaceae
Exons: 4
Coding region: 853-3246 (797 amino acids)
Molecular function (GO): protein binding
Source: RefSeq, a predicted model, not a curated record
UGUGUCGCACAUCUUGCUGUCGCACGCACAACUUGCUGUCGCCACCUACGAGCGAAGCGAGUGGGUGGAACACCGAGUAUACCAAGCGCGACUUCACAAUGCUUCACUCGAUUUCCUGGUGGUACGCGUAUAUAAACCACAGGCGGCAUGAGCACACGAACAAAUGUGAAUCGGGAUACGCCUAUAGAUCUAUAGUGUAUGUUGUAUCCGCAUGGCUCUUACUGAGCUACCCAGCCUUCCAAGACGGUAGUGCUUUAGUCAACUUUAUGCACUUCUCACUCACCCUUCACUUGUCCCCUUCAUACUCCCCAGAAUAUCCUCCCACCUCAGCUUUCCCCCUCCACCAAAACAAACAGACAACCAAACACGUGCCUCACCCCCUUCUCCGGGUGUGUGUGGCUUAGUCUUCUGGUCGCACGUACGUCACCAGACGCUCCCGGCGGUUGGUCGCGAGACUGGCGGGAGGGUACAGAGGGUUUGUGUGUGAGCACCGCGACGCAUGCACGGAUAGGGUAGGGAUAGCUACGGACGGGGCGCACGACACGACUCGGAUUUGGGGGGGAAAAGCAACUGCGAAUCCGAAGCUGGGGACGAGCUGAGGCUACGAUACACGCCGCCUGCCUGACAGAGUGCCGAAUCGCGCAUUCGAGAUAACCCGCCAGGGAAACGAAUCCGAAUUUCCGAAAGCUGAGCUUUCGUGAGGGCGAAGGGGGGGCAGACAUACAUACGUGGGCGACGGGGACUGGGGCCGCGGGCUGGAUUGGACUGGACUGCGGCUGCCUGCUGAUCUCUGUGUAUACGCGGAAGGGACGAGAUACGAAGGGAGGGUGUGUGCGCUUCGGCCACGGUGACAUGGCUGAUGCGGUGCCUGUGAUUCGGGUUCUGGAUGGGCGGGAGGAGGGGAGCGUGAAGGGGGAGGGCGGGAGGGGCGGGGCAAGCAGUGGGAGUGAAGGCAACGUGGUAUCCCGAAAAUCGCCAAGCAUCGGCAGCAAGGCCAUGAGAAGCCCAACGGUGCGAGCUGGGAAUACGAAGAGCGCGGCUGCGGGGAAGACGUCGUCUGCGGCUAUUGAUCCGCUGUCACACCAUAUCCUCAAGCGCACGAACACCGAGAACACGAUCCCGCAGCGUAUGCGCACCGCGAACGUGGCGGAUAGCCCGAAGAGCGAGAUUGUGAAGCCGGGGAGCGAGACGGGUGGUGGGGGCGGCGCGGCGAGGAGCGCUGCGGCGGAGGGGACGAGGGAGGAGGGCGCGCCGCAGAGGGAGAAGAAAAAAGUCUCGUUCCUCAGCCGCUUCAGCAUCGGCAAGAAGAAAGGCAUGGACGCGGACGCGGACGCGGACGACGACGACGACGACGAGAGCGAGCAGGGGGACCUCCGCACCGAGGGUAUGAACGCCCAGGCGUAUGCGGGUGCUGCGCGGACGGCGAGCGGGUUCAUGCCCCAGCAUAAGGAGCCGCCGAGGUACAUUAAGGUGAGGGCGAGGUAUAAGAGGGAGAGGGAGUUCAAUCGCAUGUUUUUGGCACAGGAGCUGUGUGGGACCAAGACGCCGGUGGCGGCGGGGGAGGAGAAGGAGAAAGCGGUUCCUGAUGUGCCGCCUGGGUCGCGCCCGACGUCACGCGAGCAGCAUGGCGGCGCGGUGUGGACUACGGAGUUUAGUCUUGAUGGCAAGUACCUCGCUGCCGCGGGCCAGGACACCGUCGUGCGUGUGUGGUCUGUGAUCGCGACAGCUGAGGAGCGCGCCGCGCACGAAGCGGAAGAGGAGCAAAGCGAAGGCACCGGCGCCCCCCUCAGCGCGCCCGUCUUCCGCAGCAAGCCCGUCCGCGAAUUCGAAGGCCACAACGCCACCGUCCUCGACCUAAGCUGGAGCAAGAAUAACUUCCUCCUCUCCUCGUCCAUGGACAAGACCGUGCGCCUCUGGCACGUCAGCCGCGCCGAAUGCCUCUGCACCUUCAGGCACCGCGACUUCGUGACCAGCAUCGCCUUCCACCCCCGCGACGACCGCUUCUUCCUCGCCGGCUCCCUCGACUCCGUCCUCCGCCUGUGGAGCAUCCCCGACAAAGCCGUCGCGUUCUGGAACCAGCUCCCCGACCUCAUCACCGCCGUCGCUUUCACCCCCGACGGCCGCACCGCCAUGGCCGGCGUCCUCUCCGGGCUUUGCCUCUUCUACGAGACCGAGGGGCUGAAAUACCACACCCAGAUCCACGUGCGCUCCUCCCGCGGCCGCAACGCCAAGGGCUCAAAGAUCACGGGGAUCCGCACAGCAACCACCCCAGACGGCGACGUCCAAAUCCUCGUCUCCUCCAACGACAGCCGCGUGCGCCUCUACGCGCUGCGCGACAAAUCCGUCGCCGCCAAGUUCCGCGGGCACGUCAACGCCGUCUCCCAGAUCCGCGCCUCCUUCUCCGACGAUGGCCGCUACGUCAUCUGCGCCUCCGAAGACCGGCGGACGUACAUCUGGAGUACCGGCGCCGGGGAGGAAGGUGCGCGCGCACCAGUCGAGUUCUUCGCUAGCCAUGCGGGCGCGGUGACGACGAGCGUGCUGGCGCCGGCGGGGACGAGGGCGUUGUUGGCGAUGAGUGGGGAUCCGGUGUAUGAUAUCUGUGACCCGCCGCCUGUGACGCUGAGGAGUCGGGCGGAGGGGAUGAGGAGACCUACUGGGCCUGGGGUGCGGCACAGCGCGCACGCGGAGGGGAAUAUUGUUAUUACUGCCGACUUGGGCGGGGGGAUCAAGGUGUUCCGCCAGGACUGCGCCGGGGGUAAGCGUCGCGCGGAGGUGUGGGAGACGGGGAGUAUGCUCUCCUCUCGGCGUCGCGGUAGAGGGCAUGUAGGCAGGAAAUCAACGGAGAGUGGCACCGGCUUGAGGGUUAGGACGGGGACGGGGUUGGCGGAGGAGAGGGGGCAGUCGGAGGAGAUUAUGCAGUGGGCGAGUGGGAUUCAGACGCCUGCGUCGUCGGAGGCGGAUGGGCUGGGGAGUAUUAGGAGUGUGCGGACUGCGACGAUGGGGACGGGGACGACGGUUGGGGCCGAUACGCCGAGUGUGAGGAGUGAGAGGAGUGUUAGUCCCGGGGUGGUGAGGAGGGAGAGGCGGGGGGCGAGUUUAGCGCCAGGGAGGAAGGCGGAGCCGGCGCCGGGUGGGCUGUUGCCGACGCCGAGCUUUAGUUUGAAGCUUGCGAGGGGGGGGGGAGUAGUGGUGGUGGUGGGGGAGGAGGCGGGUGGUGGAAGAGCGAUAGGGGGAGUGAAGGGUUGA